UCAGACAACUAUCAUGUAGCUAUGCCAUUUUAUAUUUUUUAGCUGUUCCUUGUAAGUAAUAUGUUAUAUUCACUUGAAAGUGUGUAUGACAAGGACGGCAGCAUCAACUGUUCCAAAGUUUGCCCGGUUUGUGCCCAUCCAUGUAUAGUAAAUACCUAUUUGAAUAUUCUUUAGGAAAAGCACUUACUCCUUCAUUUUUCCACUUGCACUUUGCUUUCGCACUCUCUUUUCGCUUUAAAAAGCACACUUGCUUUUUCUACUUCAAAAUUGUUUUUAAAAUCACAAUGUUAAAUUAAUAGUGGAAAAUAAUGGAUACAUAACACAGUAAUCCCGCUUCUAUUUAAAUUUGUCUUAAAAAUAAGUGUAUUCCUUCAUAAACCCUACAUGGUGAUAUUGUUUCCACUAAACAGAUUCACUUUUCUAAUUUAGUUCGAGGCUACUAGACUAAACUAUUAAUAAUAAUAAUUUCUCUGGAUGUUGGACGACAGAUCCAGAGAAGUUAUUCAUAAAUUCAUACAUUACAUAUUUUUUCAUACAUUUUCAAUAAUAUAACAAUAUUCAAGUUUUUUAAAAUGAUACCUCACUAUAUAAUAUAUUAUGUGUCGAGGUUAUCAUCAAAUUAAUACUAAUUUAUGCUACAACAGAUAAUACAAAAAAUCUAAAACUAUAUCUAUUACCUUAAGCAUUACCUAGUACAAAGAUACUGAACCGAGGUACUAUUUUCUACCUAUAAAUUACCUUAUUUAAAAAGAAUACUACUCAAAUCUAAAUCCUACUUACUACUAGUUCCUCACUACUUUGUAUUCCAAUACUGAAUAACCAAUGUCUAAUUUUUCUUUUGAAGAUAUUGAAAUUUUCCUCUCCUUUGAUUUCUAAUGGUAUUCUAUUAGAUAUUGUAGGCCCUAAAUAUCCUAGUGAUCUUUGCCCAAAUGCUGUAUUCAUUCUUGGUACUUCUUGAUUGUAACGUUCUCUUAUUCUAGUAUUAUGGCUAUGAUUUAUGAUAUGGUUCCUAUUUUGAUGUUUUUUCAUAUACCCUAAUAACAACAAUAUAUACAAUUGCCUAACACUGAGUACUCUAUUUUCUAUAAAUAAUUCUACAGUUGGAAACCGGAUUUCCCUGUUUCCCAUUAUUUUCAAAAUGCGUUUUUGAGUUUUAAAUAAUGGAUCUAUAAAACUGAAGUUAGCUGCACCCCAAACUAACAGACCGUACCUUAAAAGAGAUUCAACUAAAUGUUAAGUAUACAGUUUUUAACAUUUCUUUGUCUAUGAUACGCCUUAAUUGAUAGAAUUUGUAUAUAAGCUUCCUUAUUUUGGCAGUUGUAUAUGUUAUGUGCUUGUUCCAUUUCAAUGAAUCAUAUACUAUUAUUCCUAAAUACUUUAUAUUGGCAGAGCGUUCUAUUAGUGGGCAAUUACAAUUAUUGUUACUAUUUCUAUCACAAUUAUGAAGCUCCAUUGUUGUCAUGUGUGGUUUUGUGCUAUUUGUUAAAGAAAAAGCUAAAAAUUUUGUUUUUUUCUGAAUUUAAUUACAAUAAAUUAUUUCUUAACCAACUAGUGAUUUUUGUGAGUUCUAUCUCUGCUGUUUGGAACACUUCUUCCCAGUUUUUUCCUUGAAAAAGGAGUGCUGUAUCGUCAGCAAAGGCUAUAACUCUACCUUGAAUUUGAAUGGAGCACAACUCAUUUGCAAAGAUCGAAUACAAAAUUGGUCCUAAAAUUGUUCCUUGAGAACAGUAUUCAUUCCAAACUUCAUGGAACCCUCUGCACUCAUAUGGUUCUCAACCUUUGUUUUUUGCUGUCGAUUGCUGAGGUAGGAUCUGAACCAUUCAAGUGGCACUCCUCUUAUACCUAUUGCCUCAAGCUUUUUUAUUAAUAAGUCAUGGGAAACAGAGUCGAAGGCCUUUGCUAAAUCUAAAAAUACUGCUAGACAUUUAUUCUUUUCCUCGAAAUUGCUAGUUACAAAUUUUGAUAAUUCUAGUACAGCUAAUUCUGUACUUAUACCUUUGCGGAAGCCAAAUUGGUUAGGAGAAAGAAUAUUAUUAAUUUCUAAAAAGCUUAUUAAUCUUGAUUUAACUAGUUUUUCUAAAAUUUUUGAUACAUUGCUUACAUUGCUAAUCAGUGAAAUAGGUCUAUAAUUACUAAUAAUUAGUUUAUCACCUGCUUUAUGUAUAGGUCUGGCACAGAUUUGCUUCAUUGCUCUUGGAAAAGUACCAUAUAACAAGCUCAGAUUGAAAAUAUGAGUUGAAGGUUUAGAAAUUAAAUCUUUUAUUCCUUUCAAGGUCCUGUUAUCUAAUCCAUCUAGGCCUGGUGCACUAUUGCUGUGUAAAGAAUCAAUUGUGUUUAUUAUUUCCUUUUCAUCUAUGGGGAAAAGAAACAUAUUAUUUGGUACAUGCAAUUCUGGUACAUUAUCUGCUAUAAUUUGUUUAAUAUUUUUAUUCAGACUCAGAUAUUUUGUUAGCCAUACUCUCUCCAAUUGUAUAUAUGUUAAUCCCUUCACAAACCCUGCAUAGUGAUAUAGUUUAAACUCUACAGAUUUAGAUAACUAACUUAUUUUAUUAGUUCACUGUAGUUAUUUAUUGAAAUGUGCUCUACAGAUAAGAAGAGAAUUUAGUGGCCAGAAUCACAAUAAUUAGUCCUCUCAGUUAUGAGAUAUGGGAUAUGAUUAGUGGUUGGUUGCUCCAGUAAACCGUUGGCUUCUCCCCUCCCCAUCAACGGUUUGGUAUGAAGUUGAGGCUAUCCAAUGUUCAAUAUCCCAUCAGACAAAGACACUGACAAAUUUGUAUUUCCUAAUGUGCGGGUGGAGUGCAUUAUUUGUCUCUACGCUAGUAUUCUUAAACAUUCUUGAAUGAUUAUGUCAUCCAUAAUACAAUAAAUCUAAAACUGGCUGAUGCAGCAUAUUCUAAGUGAUCAUCAUCGAUUGUUCAGCCAACAGAAGAAACCAUUUAAAAUAUAAUUGCUAUGACAAAAUUACGCAUAAUUAUAUAAUUCACAUUUCCAACCAUAUAAAAUUUUGAUCAACCAUGCAUACAGCAAACUAUCAGCUUAGCUUAUGUAAGCCUUUAUAAAAAUAAUUGAAUAUCAUCAAUUACCACUAUGAUUUUGUUUUAAUGUGGCCUCUAACACUAGGCUGUAUUGACACUCAUGUUAGUCAGGUUGCAAGGCGUUGUAAAGCUUACAACCUACAUACUAAAAAAUCUUGUGUUGUGUUAGGCAUAAACACAAUGUUGUGUUAGUUGUUGGUAAGUGAACUCUGUUUCUGUAUCGAACAUCAUAAUAUGUGAUAUCAUGUUGUGUUAUCAAUUGAUUUUUUCUAAAACUAAAACUGCUUUGAACAAAAGAAAAAUAAUGUCUGACUGGUAAUAUAUUCAGUGAUUUGAAAAGGGUAGUGAGUGCUCGAUCUUUGGCUUGUCACAGAUUAAUCUUAUAAAAUGUUUUUGUACUACAAUAAUUAUUGACUUAUAUAUAAGCCAAUUAUUGGCUUCAAAUUUGUGAUUUAUGCCCUGCCAUAACAAAUGAGUUCAUAAUUGAUUCUCGAUUCCAACAAAGUGUGAUAUGAAUGGACUAAUUUCUAUUGGAAAAGUGAUAAGCUACUGGCCGCCAGUAAUUUCCCGUCUCAUAGAAAUUCCCUGUCUAAAUAGACAUUCCCUGUCUAUAAGCUGCUUCAAGAUGCAUUGUUUCAUUACUACCACAGACUGAGUGAAUGGUGAAUCCGCGGAUAAUAGGCUGACAGUGUGGGUCGUAGUCGUAUGUAAGGAUUUAAACAUUUUUUUAUCCAAUUCUUGGUAGGUGCCUAUAGCCUGGAAGGAUCAUCUACUGAAUGAAGAAACAAAUGAUCAUAUCAUAAAUCAGAAAUUGGCGAUAGUUGUCCUUCCCUAAAAUAAUAAUGGUUUGUCACUUGAGUUUCUAAUUUAUCAUCACUGUGACUUUUGAUCCAAAAGAAUCUGGGUAGCUGUUACACCAGCCUGGAUAACAAUAUCACUAACCAGCAAUUCACUGUACGUUUUUGUGAUGAAGUAUACUGUAGUUUGUAUGCACAUCAUUAUUUUCAAUUCAACAAAAACAACUUUUCUCUCAACUCUUCUACUUACAUACAUAUUUUUGAAGUUUCAUACCUUCAACUAGACAUCCUAAUUUUUUCAUUAGAUGUAUCACAAUUUUGUAUUCUUGUUGAGAAAUUGUAUAUCUCAUCCAAACAUAUAUAUCAUCAAUAGUAUUUAAUAUUAUAGGCUCUGAAUGGGCUUUAAUAAGGGUAUAGGCUUUAAUAAUAUUAGGCUCUGAAUGCUGCAUAGAGUUCUAACUUUAUCAACUCAUAUUCCAUCACGGUAUGUGAUUUUCUGAAUUUCCUUACUUCGAGUACAAAAUUUGUACUGAAUGCUGUAAUGUUUCAAUUGUUUCAAUUGUUGUUCGAAUCUCAUUGAUGAUUGUGAUUUCACUUGAAAAUUAUAGAUUGUAAUUUGUUGUUUCUCAACUGGAGGAGAGAAUAGUAACAAAAUUUUGCUUUUACAUUUAAAAAAUAAAACUGAUAUUUGUUAUGUCCGCAUAGAUAUAAUAUUCAGAUAUGAGCGUAUAGUUUUCUGACAAUGAAUACGUAUGAUUCGACCUUGACUUGUCGCCUUUGAUUAAAUUUUAUCAGCGACUCUUCAAAAUUAAGGUCAUUCUAUUUGAGUGUAACAUAUUACACUAAAAGCGUUUAUGUUACCUAUCACUGAUUUUCUUGUAUAUAUAUUAUAUUGUAUCGUAUUUACGAACUAAAUGAUUAUGAACUAUGGGCUAAAACUGUAUAAACUAUAGUACUUGGAAACGAGUUUUAAGAAAAUUCUGCAUGGAUCAAAUUGGAUUGAAAAGCUCUAGAAGAUCAUAAGAUACUUUUCCACGAACGUUUAUUAAGGACAUGAAGUAGAUUGUUGUAUGCAGCCAAAUAUUAGCCACUUGAAAAAAAAUAAUUUAUUUAUUUAUUCUUACAAAAAUCUAGGAGUGCAACAGGCAUAACAGCCCAAACGCACUCAUGAAUACAGGAAAUACAUUAUUAAAAAUUAUAAAAAAAAAAAUAGAUUUAUAUAUAAAUACUAGAAAAGUAAUAAGAGAAUGUUUAAAAUGGUACAUGUGAAAAACAGACUAGAAAAAUAGUAUAAUAGCUACUUUGAGAAAGAAAAGAAUAAUGUUGAAGUUAAAUGAUAAAACUGAAUUUUGAUUAUUCAAUAAGAUCAAUCAUAACCACAUAAAAUAACAACAUAUAACCUACGUAUUACAUACGGUUCUACGAGAAGUGAUAAAAGAACUAGAGAAAAAGGGAUCAAAUGGGAAGUGGAAAAAAUAUUAAAAGUUAGUUAGUGGAAAAAGGGUGACCAUGGAGAGAACAAAGAAAAGGCCAUUGUGAACCAGAGUAAAUUAAGAACAACAGGUCAUUGAAGAAUGGUGACAUUUUUCUCUUGAAGCUCCAUUUAGACAAGGAGGAGAGAUCAACCUGACCAUCACAGCAGAGGAAUAUACGAGGAAUACGAUUCAUUGAUGACCGUGCGAGAUGCCCUCAAUUCAGCGUUGGAUGAAGAGAUGGCCAGUGAUGAGAGAGUUGUGCUAUUAGGAGAGGAGGUUGCUCUCUACGAUGGAGCCUACAAAGUUUCAAGAGGAUUGUGGAAGAAAUAUGGAGACAAACGUGUUAUUGAUACUCCGAUCACCGAGAUGGGUUUUGCUGGUAUAGCUGUUGGUGCAGCCAUGGCUGGCCUGCGACCGAUCUGUGAAUUUAUGACUUUCAAUUUUUCAAUGCAGGCCAUUGAUCAAGUCAUCAAUUCUGCUGCUAAAACAUUCUACAUGUCGGCUGGAACGAUAAACGUUCCAAUUGUAUUUAGAGGUCCGAACGGUGCGGCGGCUGGUGUAGCAGCUCAACACUCGCAGUGUUUUGGUGCUUGGUACAGUCACUGUCCAGGAUUGAAGGUAUUUUUCAACUUCCAUCAAGUAUUUUCUAUCAUGAAAGUUAUCAUAAAUCAUUAUAUUCUGAAAUGCUUUCCAAUGAAUUUUUACUUUGUUCGCAGAAGAACACCGUCGGUUUUUAUGGGAAUGUUCAGGUGUUAGCGAUCUGCAAAUCUA
Molecule: messenger RNA, 6078 nt
Organism: Nilaparvata lugens (brown planthopper)
Lineage: Eukaryota; Metazoa; Arthropoda; Insecta; Hemiptera; Delphacidae
Product: pyruvate dehydrogenase E1 component subunit beta, mitochondrial
Exons: 4
Coding region: 5503-6063 (186 amino acids)
Biological process (GO): pyruvate decarboxylation to acetyl-CoA
Molecular function (GO): pyruvate dehydrogenase (acetyl-transferring) activity
Source: RefSeq, a predicted model, not a curated record